CCAGUAGUUGCAAAGUAACCGAUAUUCGAUCAUGAAAUUUUUCAUUGGAAUAUGCUUAAUGGCAUUCGCCUAUGGCGAAGAAGCGAAAAUCACCAAGAAGAGAGGUCUAUACGACUUCGGUGAUUUCGGUGGUGGCCACGAAUACGCCGGCGAUUUCGGGCACCAUGAAGUCAAAGCUAUAACCAUUACAAAGAAGGUUCCCUAUCCCGUGCCUCACCCAGUACCUGUGGAAGUCAUCAAGCACGUACCGUAUCCCGUAAAGGUUCCGGUUAAAGUACCAGUAGACCGUCCUUACCCUGUACCAGUGCCUAAACCUUAUCCGGUAACAGUGGAGAAGCCGUAUCCGGUUUACAUUAACAAACAUAUACCUUACCCUGUAAAAGUUCCAGUUAAGGUCCCAGUGCCAGUACCCCACCCUGUUCCGGUACUGAAGCCGUAUCCAGUUACAGUACACAAACCUUACCCAGUUAAAGUAAAGGUUCCGGUGGUAGUAGAGAAGAAAGUGCCUAUAUUUAUAUCGAAACAUGAUGAUCACCAUUACGGUGGUUUUGGAGGUUUUCAUUGAAAACUGAAGAUUAAUUAAUUAAAUAUGGCGAUAGAUGAAGAUACUAUUUCUUAGAUGAUAAAUAUUACAAUUAUUGUUAAUUUGUUA
Messenger RNA from Phyllotreta striolata, 652 nucleotides. The record is from the annotation of a GenBank genome assembly. Lineage: Eukaryota; Metazoa; Arthropoda; Insecta; Coleoptera; Chrysomelidae.